Messenger RNA from Diospyros lotus (date-plum), 1020 nucleotides. RefSeq lists its product as uncharacterized. The record is from RefSeq and is a predicted model, not a curated record. The coding region runs from base 306 to 842 and encodes 178 amino acids. The transcript is spliced from 3 exons. NCBI's taxonomy places the organism in Eukaryota, Viridiplantae, Streptophyta, Magnoliopsida, Ericales, Ebenaceae.
CCUUGGCGCAAGGAAUUACUGGAUUCUGCAAGCCGAAUUGUGCCACAAAUACCAAGCUCGUAUUUCGUAUAUCUCAGAGAAGGCUUCUUAAUUUACAAAACUGAAGUGCAAGUAUAUCCGUCAGAUUUAGCAAUUAAGAAUAUAACCACAUAGCAGCCAAACAUAGAUUAUUCAGUAAUCACUGAUUUUCGACAAGUCAUCUUUUCCAUUUAAACUGCCCACUGAUUUUCCUAGAAACCUUUCAUUUCCCCUCAAAAGUCAAAGCUCAAGAGAAAAUACUCUGGCAACAGCGAGCCUCAAGAAAAAUGGCAAAAGCAAAACCCAGAAAGCAGAUGCUGAGAUUUUGCUCGCUAAUGAUGGCCUUUAUUUUUGCCAUCUCGGCGUCUGUUCAAUUGAAUGACCCAGAUUGGUACUUGUGGUUUCCUCUAUAUGCUGCUGCUUGUGCCGUAAAUCUGGUCAACGGCGCAUCCAUGUACAUUAACCAAAUGAGACAAAUCGCCAGAUUGACGCUAUGGCUUGGGGGGUUCUUGCUUAUCAAGCCACUGAUUGAAGAUUUUGUGAAAGGCAUAGCUGGGUUUUGGUCCUUGGACAUGAGGGAGAGAGUGGUCAGAGAGAGAUUUGGCAGUGGAUUGGCGGUCGCUUCCAUGUCUCUACAGCUAAAAGCAUCUUCCAUGUCUAUGUUUGAAGUGAAAGUUCGACCACAUGUGGAAUAUGGAAUGGCAGUGUUGGUGGGGAUCACCUAUGGCCUUUCCUUGGCCUUCUUGAUGGUUCCACAAACCAGAAAUGAGUUUCUGAUUAAACAUAGAGAAAGGAAGGCAUACAAUCAAUUCACCCAACAUUAGGGUGGAAAAGAAAAAUAGAAAAUCUAUCCCACUGACUACUGUGACUAGCCAAAUAGGUGACCUAUAUCUCUGUUAGGGGAUAAAAGAGAGUGACCCCAAAGACUUCUAUUUUUCGUAAUGUUGCUUGAGGAAUUGUAAGGAAAAUUUAAGUAAUCUUUUAUUUAUAUUAUUACUUGAU